This is a messenger RNA of Drosophila subpulchrella, 662 nucleotides long. RefSeq lists its product as uncharacterized. The record is from RefSeq and is a predicted model, not a curated record. The coding region runs from base 103 to 642 and encodes 179 amino acids. Lineage: Eukaryota; Metazoa; Arthropoda; Insecta; Diptera; Drosophilidae. The transcript is spliced from 2 exons.
AUGCCGAUGGCUAAUGGUUUGGAAAUAAACACAUCAUGCCCGCGACCGUAGUUUGGAAUAGAUUUAGAGGGCUUUCAUUUGAGUUUCAUCGUGGGCACUGAGAUGUGGAAAUUGCUUGUCUGGUCCGUUCUCAUUCAACUGCCUUUCCAAAUCGAUCUUGUCGAGGGGGAACGCAGUGUACAGUUCCUCACCGGCAACUGCAGCUAUAAUCCCAAGUAUUUUAAAAACUUCUCGAUGACCAUAGUUAACAACAUGAUGAAUAUGGACAUGUAUCUGAACAGGCCCGUUCAGAGGGGCUUCAAGGCCCACAUCGACAUUCUGCUACGUCUUGCCAACGCCAAGAGCUUUCAGUCCAUGUUCAACCAAAAGACCGACGUGUGCGCCACAACAUCGAGUGUGAAGAACAGCCUUUUUAAGAGCUGGUUCAAGGAUAUGAGCAAAAAUGGUAACUUUAUUUACAACUGUCCAGUUGAGGUGGGACAUUACUACAUGCACCAGUGGCGCAUGGGGAGCUCCAUGACCCACAAGUUUCUUAUCCCUGGUGAAUAUCGCGCAAAGGUAACCUUCUUCUACGGCAAGUAUCGGACUAAAUCUUUUGAGGAGACAUUGAGACUGACGAUUGACGCGAUCCUAACCAAUUAGACUCAUAUCAAAUCAGACAA